GCUUGCGGCGAGAGCUCAGUAGCCGCUCGAACGUCGGGAGAAGCUUAGUUUUCUCAGAAGAGCGCUUCCUUCUAUCAUCCGAGAAAAGUCCAUUAAUUUUUUUUUUACUGGUGUCAAAAAAAAAAAAAAAAAAAAAAAAAAACCAAUUUCAAAAAUUUUCAUUUUUAUCAAAAAGAAAAGAAAAUUUUUUUUUUUCUUUUAUUUCUUCAAUUUUUCCUUUCCAACCCUUACAACCCCGCACAAGGAGUUAUAUAUAUAUGUGUGAAAAGUUGAAAAGAAAGUGGUGAAAUUUUUUAUUUUUUCCCUUAAAAAAAAAAAAUAACCUCCAAAUGGACCGUUAUAACGGUCCCGGAAGUGGUGAAAAAAAAUAUCCUGUGAAAUGAACAUCUAUGUUUGGUGGUGAAUCGUGUCGCGUGCUCGUUUGAAGUUUGUUAAGCGCGCACGAUGGGAAGUAACGUCAAGAAACGACACGCGCUUACAUUUAUAUAUUCGUUUCUUCUUUUCCUCGUUAUAAUCACCGAUGUGCGAGGAUUAAUUGAGGUGUCAAUACGAAUACCCCCAGCCGUUGCCGAAAAUUCUACAGUCAACAUGACGUGUCGCUAUAAUUUGGGAGAUUUCCCAUUGUACUCUGUUAAAUGGUACAAGGGAAAUAAAGAAUUUUAUAGAUUCAUACCAAAGGAAAUGCCACCUAUGAAAGUGUUCCCACAACUUGGAGCAAAAGUCGACGUUAAUCGAAGUAAUUCACAUUCCGUUAUAAUAAAAGACGUUCAAAUGGACCUAAGUGGGAAAUAUCGCUGUGAAGUAUCAACGGAUGCUCCAAAAUUUUACACAAAAGUCGAAAGUGGUUUUUUAAAUGUUGCACGACUGCCGAAAGGAAAUCUUACGAUUAGAAUGGAAAAAUUGCGUUACUCACCUGGUGACACUGUGAGAGGCAAUUGUACAGCUCCUGCAGGAAAUCCACCAGCUAAUGUGACAUGGACUGUCAAUGGACUUCCGGUUAAAGCAAGUUAUGUUGCGAACAAAUUUGUUUCGAGGAACAUCACCGCCGACAGUAGACAACAAACUAUGGCGACAUUGGAUUAUGAAAUUAUUUCAGAUAGCUUUAAUAGUGGCAGAUUGCACAUUGCAUGCCAUGCUGCCGUCUUCCAUCUUUAUAAAGAAAAGGCUGAAAUCGUUCUAGAAGAGGAACGACCGAGACUUGCUUCCGUAUUAGGUACACGGGAAUCUUCUUAUACUGGAAGUACAGCCGGCCGCAGAGAAGAAUGGACCUUAAUAAUGUUGGUCGCCAGUUUUCUGCUCAGUGGUCUAAGAUAACAUCGAUAAUCUUUGACUUGUUUUUGCGCGUUUUGACUGAUGUGACGACGUGGUUGAAAGAGUAAAUUGUUUGUAUAAAAUUAAAAGUUAUGAAAGUGAGUGAAAGUGGAAAAAUAAAAGAAUGAAAGAGAAAGUACGAGAAAAUUAUUAUUGAUGGGGGGGAAAAAAAACCUUUUUUUUUUUUUUUUGUUUU
Leptopilina boulardi is the source of this 1507-nucleotide messenger RNA. RefSeq lists its product as uncharacterized. Bases 445 to 1314 code for a protein of 289 amino acids. Lineage: Eukaryota; Metazoa; Arthropoda; Insecta; Hymenoptera; Figitidae. The record is from RefSeq and is a predicted model, not a curated record. The transcript is spliced from 6 exons.